Molecule: messenger RNA, 1269 nt
Organism: Paramecium tetraurelia
Lineage: Eukaryota; Ciliophora; Oligohymenophorea; Peniculida; Parameciidae
Exons: 5
Biological process (GO): aromatic amino acid metabolic process
Molecular function (GO): iron ion binding; oxidoreductase activity, acting on paired donors, with incorporation or reduction of molecular oxygen, reduced pteridine as one donor, and incorporation of one atom of oxygen
Source: RefSeq, a predicted model, not a curated record
AUGUUACAUAAACUUCUGUUCUCUAGAAGAAAUUUUUCAUCCUUAUACCCAAAACGAAACUUCCAUAUAGAUUACCUCAAAGAUAUUUAAAUCAUUACUAAUGAUUAUUGCUAGAGUCUCAAACACAUAUAUGAGUCGUUUUCAACUCACAAAAUUAAGCUUUCAGACAUUCAGACAAUGAAAUUAAACCGAACAGAUAAGGACUAAAGGUUAAUACUAAAGUUAACAGUUGAGGAAAGAGAUUCAUAUAAAUUUAAUAAGUUGUAUUAAGAAUUAUAAAAUGGACGAGACGAAGUUUUAACCAAUAAAAACUCUAAAAUUCCAAUAGUUCCAUGGUUCCCAAGAGACGAGAAUGAUGUAAAGUCACUUGGACUUCUAAUGGUAGUUAACGAAGAAAAUAAUCAAUACCAUCCUCAGUUUACAGAUUAAGAGUACAGAGAAAGAAGAGAAUAGAUUGCCAAAAUCUCAGAACAACACGUCUUCGGAUAAAAAAUCCCAUCAAUUGAUUACACUUAACAGGAGGAAGCCACUUGGAAAAAGAUAUACUCAAUUUUAAGAGAGAAAGGAAACCCUUUGUUGGCUAAAAGAUAUUUAAAAAAUUUAGAGAAGAUUGAAAAAGCUUUAGGAUUUAAAUAUAAAGUCCCCUAACUUAAUGACAUAGAUGCCUAUUUGAGAGCUGAAACAGGCUUUAGAAUCAAGGCUACUCAUGGAAUCCUAAGCCAAAGAGAAUUUCUCAAUGCUCUCGCUCACAGAGUCUUCUGUUGUACUCAAUAUAUCAGACAUCAUGCCUAUCCAGAAUAUUCUCCGGAACCAGACUUGAUUCAUGAAGUUGUGGGUCAUAUACCAUUAUUUGCUGAUAAAGAAAUUGCUGAUCUAUCCUAAGAAAUAGGAAUUUUAUCCUGUGGAGUUGAACAGAAAGAUUUAUCAAGACUAGGAACUUUGUAUUGGUUUACUCUGGAGUUUGGGGCUUGCAAGGAAAAUGGUUAAAUUAAAGGGUAUGGAGCAGGAAUCGCUAGUUCAACCGGGGAACUCGAUAAUUUUCAUAUUGCAAAUUAUGAAAAAUUUGAUCCAUUUAUCCAUGCUGACAGAACAUAUCCUACUUAGAUAGUCCAACCAACAUAUUUAUAUUGUGAGAGCUUUGAUGAAGUCAUCUAAGAACUACGUAUGUUUGGUUAAAGUCUUUAAAAACCAUUUGGAUUAUAUUACGACUUUGUUGAAAAAGAAUUAAAAGCUACCAAAGUAAUCUAAACUCAUUUAUAAAACCCAUGA